AUUUUUAUCGCGCACCUGUCAAGAGCGUGUGGAUGACCCAGACGAUUUACGUAGUUACAGGAAGUAGAAUACAUUUGUCUGUCUGCAGUCUGGUAGUUGAUGUGACUUUCUUCUUCUUCUUUCUUCUUAUUUUAGUCUGUCAUUAGAAAAUGGAGAUGAGUUGGUGACAGUAAGCUGAUAUGGGUGCUGCUGCUGUGAGGAGUCAACAAGGCACACAUGUGUUCAUGUUUUCUCCAAUGCCAGGACAACGAGGAACAACAAACACACAAUUUACCUCAAACGCUCAUCCAUCUAAUUCGCCAAAAGAUAUGGCAUGUGAAGCAUGUAAUGUGAAUUUUAAUAUCUUCAAAAGAAAGAAAAUUUGUCGAGAGUGUGAAAGAUGUUUUUGUUCAAAUUGUGUACAUAGAUUAUCACUAAAAGGACAGAAUAAAGAGACAUUUCGUCAGUGUAAGAAAUGUCGUAUCUUACUGACUGGUACCUUUACACGACAGGAACUUGUUAAGUGGAAAGUUAAGGAUUUAAAAUGUUUGCUAAUGAAACGAAAUAUUUCUACCGAUGGUUGUAGAGAAAAACAGGAACUAAUUGAUCUCAUUGUGAUAAAUUUUGGUCACAUGACUCGGAAUGAUGACGUAGAAGAAAGAAGUGAUACUGAAAGUGUAAUAUCAGUAGAUAACCCAGGUCAGACACCAAGACCACCUCAGUCAUCUUCCGUCCCGACCAAUGGUGGAAUACCCGGUCAGGUUCCUCAGAGGACCACUUCACCCAGACAGGAAACAGAUGAAGAUAGGACAGCAAGGUUACGACAAAGACAACACGAAGAAUUGAGACAAUCAGAGGAGGUUCUACGUCCAGUAAUCAAUGCUGAUCCUGAUCAUUCAAAAGAGAAAAAGGAUCCUAACCAGACCAAAAGAAUGAAUAUAAGUGAUAUAGAGACUUUAGAAGCAAUAGACAAUCUUAGUGUGAAGGAAAUGAAAGAAUUAUUAUUUAGAAGUUUUGUUGAUUACAAAGGUUGUGUAGAGAAAGAGGAACUAAAGAAUAAAGUCAUAAGAUUAUGGAAGGAACAUAAAAAUAAUGAAGAAAAGGCCAAAAAGAUGGCAGAUGAAGGCAAUGGUGGAACCAGUAAUGGUAAAACCCCUGAAGAUGAAGUUUGUAAGAUCUGUAUGGAUGCGAUGGUAGAUUGUGUGCUGUUAGAAUGUGGUCACAUGGUCUCCUGUACAGAAUGUGGUAAAAGACUUUCAGAAUGUCCAAUAUGUAGACAGUAUGUGGUCAGAGUUGUCCGUACAUUUAGAAGUUAGGUCAUAUAAAGAUUUUUAGCUUCUCAUGCCAAAAUUAAACGUUUCACUUCAAGCAAGGUGGGCUUUUUUGUUUGUUUUUUCUUCUUUGGAAAGUAUUUUUGAUACAAAUAAAUACACACAAUUUGGUCAUAUGCUUUUAAAUUUAUUUCCACAUCACGUUUCAAUUUAAAAUUUCAAUCAAUUAAAAAAUUGAGUAAUUUUAUACCUAAUCGUGAUUUAUAAUUUUGAAACAGUCAUGAAAUGUGAAAGAAUUAUUAGAAUUUUUUGAAUUUUGUAAAAGUAACGUAAACAGACAGAACUGGUACUAGAAACAUAAAUCGGGACCAGAGAAGCUAAUAAAUAUUUACGGCCUUAAAGCAAUUUGAUAAACAUGUAGAUUGUUUUGAAAAAUCAAAAAAAUUAUGACUCAGGGAGUCAAAUUUUAUAUCUUGUUAAUGAAUAGUACAUAAUGUUAUUGUAAAUGUACCUUUUGUUGAAUUUUAACAGUAUACAUUGUUUCUGUAUAGUUUUCAAGAUUUUGUAGUUUGAGUAUGUUUUACCAAUUAUUUUUUUUCAGUAUUUGAAAAGAUUAAGUAUUAUAAAUGAAUGUCUUUUUUUCUAUCACAUUUUUUUUUAACCUGCCUCUUAUCUUGGAAUAUCAAUUCUGACAAUUUUAUCAAAGAAAAUAACUUUUAAAUAAAAAGUUGUAAUUUUUGCUUCUUUCAUACCCAAGAAGGUUGUCCAUUUAUAAAUUCAUAGAUAAAAAUAAUUAUUUAAUCUAAAUAUAUCACUUUUAAAUUUAUUUUUUGUAGAAAAAUUAAACAAAAGCAUAGAAUAGUGCAAAUUUUGUGUCUGUUAAUGUUUAUACUUUCAGACUUAUUACACAUAAAUCUGUAUAUCAACAAUAUACUGCAUUCAAGGUUGUCAAAUUUUACUUUUGAUGUAAUGAUGCUUUUCCUGUCAGAAGCAAAAUUUAAAUUUCCACUGAUGCUUAAGAGAUUUUAUUUGCGGUAUAUUUUGUUCUUUAACUUAUUGUUAAGUUUGUGAUAGACAAAUAUACCUCAUUGUUAAAUUUGCUUUAUUAAGGUCAUGUAAAUGCACAUUUGUGUAAAGUAAAUAGAAUGAAGAAUUUACAGCAAAUAUUCUUAAGUGUGUACAUAGGACAAUGAUGUUAAGUUUUGUUUGCUUCCAAGGUGGACAAUGAAAUUAAAACUGGAAAUUAGCAAAAAAUAUAAAAUAUGGCAUGAAAAUAAAGAAUAUAAAUAAAAAAUGGGGUGGCAAAAUAGAAAGAAUAGAGAAUAAUGGGGAAAAAUACAAAGAAAAAACAUCCACACUCAUGGUUCACCUAGUAUACACAAAAGUAAAAAUUAAUUUAUGCUCUCAAUAUGUUUAGCUGUAACAUGGUGCAACAUAACAUAGAAUAUUAAAGAAGUUUAAGAUUAAGGAUGAUGUUGUUAUUGAUACAUGUAUGUUGGAAAAACAUUGGAUGCAUAAGAUUAUGCUUGUUCAUGUUUGAUGUUUUAGACAGUUUUGUUGCAGUAAGAUUGUGACUGUUUUGUUGUUGAAAGCUGAUUGGAAAAAUCAUGUUGUGGAAAACUGUUUGUGAGAGAUUAUAAGUUUAAAAAUCGAAAUUUUCAAUGAAAGCACCAAAUUUAAUACUAGAAUUGUAAAAAAAACUUUGGUGAAACAGACUAGACUUUUAUUGAAAUUUAAAUACAUGUAUAUAGGUUAUCUUGAAACAAACAUACAUUUUUUCUUGGCCUUAGCAAUGAGAAUACAAUCACAGCAUUGUGCCAAAUUUUGAGUAUGUUAUUCUUUUUUUUAAAUAAACUUAACAUUUUAUGAUUUUUAAAUUAGUGUAUGCCUAGAAUGGUAAAUCAAUCAUUUAACGCCAGCUUUUCAUGAGAAUGAAGGCAAGUUUGUCAAAAUUUGUUUGUAAAAGACAGUAUCUUGAAAUAUUGUUUCUAAUCUUAAUAUAUGCUUAAACAUCUUAUAUGUUGCUUUUAAGUUUAAUAGUUAAAUAGUUUAAGCUAGGAUUUUCAAUAUACAUAAUUUUUAGUAAAUCUGAAUGCUGUAAAUUCAUUGCUACAGUAUAGCCAUGUUUUUAACAAUUUUACAUUUGCAUAUGUGAAAGAGAAAUACAUUUUUCAUCCAUUACACAGCACACAUACUGGUAGAUUAUUAUUUGUGACACAGUUUCCUGUGAUAUUUAUGUAUAAAUUUGUUACUUUUUUGUUUUAUUUUAUAUAUUUAUU
Messenger RNA from Mytilus trossulus (common blue mussel), 3529 nucleotides. Its product is annotated as E3 ubiquitin-protein ligase RNF34-like. Lineage: Eukaryota; Metazoa; Mollusca; Bivalvia; Mytilida; Mytilidae. Gene Ontology annotation, biological process: negative regulation of extrinsic apoptotic signaling pathway via death domain receptors; proteasome-mediated ubiquitin-dependent protein catabolic process; protein K48-linked ubiquitination. The transcript has 7 exons. Gene Ontology annotation, cellular component: plasma membrane; cytoplasm. Gene Ontology annotation, molecular function: ubiquitin protein ligase activity; metal ion binding. The coding region runs from base 180 to 1295 and encodes 371 amino acids. The record is from RefSeq and is a predicted model, not a curated record.